Molecule: messenger RNA, 1167 nt
Organism: Phyllotreta striolata
Lineage: Eukaryota; Metazoa; Arthropoda; Insecta; Coleoptera; Chrysomelidae
Source: the annotation of a GenBank genome assembly
AUGAGCCUAACGGCAAGCUCGGUGAAAAUAGCGCUGGUGACGGGAGCAAAUCGAGGACUGGGCUUCGAAGUGGCUCUGGGCCUGGCGAAGAAAAACUACAAAGUAUUGAUGGCGGAUAAAGCGGAUCAAAUGGUGUCCAAAGAAGAGAUAAUCUGCCGGUCCGAGAACCCCGACGUGCGGGACUACACCGUGGAUUUGGCCUCUUACAAAUCAGUAAGAGGCUUCGUGGAGGAGCUAUCGAAAGACGUGGAUCGCAUAGACGUGCUGGUGAACAACGCCGCCGUGUUUUGCAUGAAACAGAGAACCACUGUGGAUUAUUUGGACGGGGUGAUGCAAGUGAACCACCUAAGCCCGUUUCUCUUGACGAAUUUGCUAGCUGAAUUCCUGAAGAACUCCAGCCAGGGCAGGAUAAUUUUCGUCACAUCCAGCGGUUCGUUCUUCCAUCGCAUGACCGUCGAGCGGCUGAGCCGGCCGGAUUAUUUCGUGCCGCAUUUCAUAUCGGGCGCGAUUCAUUACUACAACACGAAGCUGUGCAACAUGAUUUCGACGCGGUAUUUCGCCGAGAAAUUGGGGAAGUACCGAGUGACGUGCAACAGCGUGCACCCCAGCAUGAUGAACACCGGGUUCUUGAUAUCGGACCGACCGGUGGGUUUGAUAGCGAAGCUGGAAGCGAGCGUGUCGAAGCGGCUCAUUCCGCGAGUUACUAGAGACCCGGGGCAGUGCGCGGACGGGGUGCUGUUUUUGGCCCAUUCGAAGGAUGUUCGGGACGUAACGGGGAAAUAUUUUUACAACUACCAAGUGCACAGGGAGCCGAAAAUCGUUGAAGAUCGGCGCUUCUGCGAAUCGCUGAAAGCUGUAACAUACCCGCCACAAGGGGUACGUUGCCAAAAGUGCUUGGAAUACGGACAUUGGUCGUACGAAUGUAAAGGUAAACGCAAAUAUCUCCACAGGACGUCCAGAACCAAGUUGUUAAAGAAGAGAUUAAAGACCAUCGAUGGGGCUAAAGAGAACAAAAACGGUGAAUCUCAGGCCGAUGAGAAAAAAGCUGAAACGAGUAGUUCAGACAGCAGUUCUGAUUCCGAGUCGAGCAGCGACGACAGCGAUUCGAGCAGCAGCAGCAGCAGCUCGGUUUCGAGUACUUCCAGUUCAGAAAGCGGAAAUGACUGA